Entamoeba nuttalli P19 is the source of this 840-nucleotide messenger RNA. RefSeq lists its product as hypothetical. Bases 1 to 840 code for a protein of 279 amino acids. The transcript has a single exon. NCBI's taxonomy places the organism in Eukaryota, Evosea, Mastigamoebida, Endamoebidae. The record is from RefSeq and is a predicted model, not a curated record.
AUGUCAUUGGAUGAGUCUUACUUACAAGCCAUCAUCUGUCAGAUGAGGACAAUUUCAGAAGUUAUUAAAUUAAUCCAAGUAUCUAAACGAUGGAAAAAACAAUGUUUUCUAGUUGAAGAUGUAACUCCUUUCUGUGAGUCUAAACAAUCUGAUGAAUUCUCUGAGGAAGAGUGGGAAGGAGAAGUUAUAUGUAGAAAAGAUAUUUCAUUAAAAAGAGUUGUUCAGUUGUUUAAGAGAUGCAAAAGAGUUGCUGUUAACGCAGAAGAUAUAGAACAAUUUGAUUGGGAAGGAAAUUGUUUAAAUAGGUAUGAUGAACAACUCGAGUCAGUUUCUGAAAUUAUUCUUCAUGGUAUUCUUACUUCUGAUGAUUUAAUUGAAGAAAUAGGUGAAAAAAUAGUUGAAAUUAAUGUGACUAUUUGUUAUUAUGAUGACAUUAAUUUCAGUAGAUUUCCAAAUUUAAGAAAAUGUCAUAUAGAUCUGAAUAAUGAACCAUUAAAAGUUGAUCAAUUAUUCCCAAAUGCACUUCAACCAUUAAGUUUAUUAAGAAUUAAUCACUGUAAAGAUUAUAAAAAGUUAUAUGGAUUAAUUCGAUUUAAAAAUUUUGAGAGGGUUAUUAUUGAAGUUGAUGAAACUAUUACAGAGGAAGAAAUUAAAACUCUAGACCAAUUCGCCAUUCUUGUAACAAGACGAUUUUUUGAUGGAAUGGAUUCUAGAAUAUUAGCUUUAGAUUGUGAUUAUUGCAAUGAUUGGGGUAAUGAAGAAGGUAAUGAAGUUUUUAUCUUUAGAGCCCCAAGAGAAACCAACACCUCUAGUGUCAUCGUUUCAUCUAAUCAUAAGUAA